UGGAAUUCGACUCCCAAACAAAUCUUCCAUCUCCCCCAAACCCUAGCCAACAAUUGCAUCGGCGGCGGCGAAGAAAGAAGAAGGAAGAUGAUCUACGACGUGAACUCUCCCCUGUUCCGCUCCUUCCUCAGCCAGAAGGGCGGCGCCUCCUCCGACAAGAGGAAAAUGGAGGAGCAAAAGCCAAAGGACCAGAGGUUCAAGGCCAAUGAGAACAAGCCUGUAAUGAAUGAGUGAAUGGUGUCCGAACCAUCUGGUGGAUCUAUGUCAACAUGAGUGGUGUGAGCAUUCGCUGGAUCUUUUAAAAACUUAAUCUGUGCUAUUUGAAAUUAGUUGAACUUGACCAUUGUGUUGCUGUGUGGUGGAAUGAUAAAUUAGAGCAUUUUGCCUCAUGAUCUGUUCUGUCAUGGUUUGGUUGUCACCCCCCUGUUUUUGGUCAUCGCCCUUUUCCUGUACCGUUACGCCAAAGAGACUUAAUUAUGAGUGUAGUUGCUCCUUUCGUUGAGCUUGCCUUUCUGAUAUGUAUGGAAAUGGUGUGGCAGAAGCUUGUUGUA
Brachypodium distachyon (stiff brome) is the source of this 551-nucleotide messenger RNA. Its product is annotated as wound-induced basic protein. NCBI's taxonomy places the organism in Eukaryota, Viridiplantae, Streptophyta, Magnoliopsida, Poales, Poaceae. The transcript has 2 exons. The record is from RefSeq and is a predicted model, not a curated record. Bases 88 to 234 code for a protein of 48 amino acids.